AUGGAUUUCGUGACGCACAUGCCGAAGGAUCUAAGGAUUCGUGAUGUGCAAACCGGUACACUGUCCUCCACCGCAGCUCAGGACGUACCAGAAGCGUACGAGGAGCGGGUGUUCAGGAUGUUUGGUGCAUUUGAAUGGAUCCGCCACGAUCAAGACCCGAGGUUCCUGAGUGAGGUCUUCACUCGAUUCAGGGAACUUCUAGGUAGUCGUCAAAGAUCCAAUCUGAGCUACCGACCACAGGCCAAUGGGCAACAAGAACGCUCAGUUCAGACUGUCAUCCGGCGUUCGGAUUGGGAUGGCCAUGCUGAACGAUUGAUGUUCGUCCUGAACAUAUCUUGUGAUGCAACUCGUCUGGAUACACCAUUCUAUUUGGUCCAUGGAUGGGACGCUCAGGGCACUGUAUCCUCCAUGUUGGCACCCAAGCCGUCAAGCCUUCCAGAACGGACUGCGUAG
Molecule: messenger RNA, 453 nt
Organism: Phytophthora megakarya
Lineage: Eukaryota; Oomycota; Peronosporomycetes; Peronosporales; Peronosporaceae
Source: the annotation of a GenBank genome assembly